GUUUCGUUGGCAACAGUGGCACCUAACCUGUCAGAACAGCAGAUCACAACCGUGAUCAGUUUUGGGCACGUAGGAUACAACAUUUUAGGUUUGUGGAUCUGCUGUGUUUGUCACCGUGAACAGCACAAAAAUAAUAAGCGAAGGGUAGUGAUCAUUCCCCAUCAAUGCGUAUGUAGAGCGGAAUUAGCGGUGAUCGUUGAAGGUGGCAACCAAAUUUUCACGAGAACUCCCUUGUCCAACCCUGCCUGUUAUGCGGUGGUGAACGUCGACAGAAAUUAUUGUAGGAAGUAGUAACAGUGACGCUCACUCGACAAGCGUAUAGAAAUAGGAUGUCAGCGUAUAGAGCAGGUGGAGGGUCUGGGAGUCAUCAUGGAGGCUCCUUGGGUCUUAGGCAAAUAGAUUUGGAUCAAAUCUGGGGAGAUCUUCGAGAGGGCAUUGAGCAAGUUUAUAACAGACAAUGCAUGUCUAAACCAAGAUACAUAGAACUGUAUACACAUGUAUAUGAUUAUUGUACGAGUGUUCAUCAACAAGUAAAUAGAACAUCAACUAAAAGCAAGAAAGGACAAAUUUCUCAAGGAGGUGCACAGUUAGUUGGAUUGGAAUUAUAUAAACGUUUACGUGACUUUCUUAGAAAUUAUCUCAUUAGUUUAUUGAAGCAUGGUGUAGACUUGAUGGACGAAGAUGUGCUGCAAUUCUAUACAAGGCAGUGGGAGGAGUAUCAGUUUAGUAGUAAAGUUUUACAUGGCGUAUGCGCGUAUCUGAAUCGUCACUGGGUACGUAGAGAAAGUGACGAAGGACGUAAACACGUUUAUGAAAUUUAUCAGUUAGCUUUGGUGACAUGGAGAGAAAACUUAUUCAAGCAUUUAAAUAAGCAAGUUACAAAUGCAGUGCUGAAGCUGAUAGAACGAGAACGCAAUGGGGAAACAAUAAACACGCGCUUAGUUAGUGGUGUAAUUAAUUGUUAUGUAGAGUUGGGUUUAAACGAGGAAGGACAUAAUCUGACUGUUUACAAGGAAUCUUUUGAGAAUAUUUUCCUUGAGGAUACAGAAAGGUUUUACACCCGUGAAAGUUCAGAAUUCCUUAGACAAAAUCCAGUAACAGAAUAUAUGAAAAAGGUGGAGCAAAGGCUAUUAGAAGAACGUAAACGAGUUCACGUUUACUUGCAUCAGACCACUUGCGACAGAUUGGCUAAAACAUGCGAGAAAGUGUUAAUUGAAAAGCAUUUAGACAUAUUUCAUUCUGAAUUUCAAAAUCUUUUAAGUUCCGACAAAAAUGCAGAUUUAGGUCGUAUGUAUCAACUGGCAGCAAGGAUACCAAAUGCUCUUGGUGAAUUACGAAGUCAUUUGGAAAAUCAUAUAGCCAAUCAAGGACUUGCAGCUAUUGAUAAAUGUGGUGAAGCUGCAGCUAACGAUCCAAAGCUUUAUGUGAACACAACUUUAGAAAUUCAUAAAAAGUACAAUGCUUUAGUACUUGUUGCAUUUAACAAUGAUAGCGGUUUUGUGGCAGCUCUUGAUAAGGCUUGUGGAAGAUUUAUUAAUAAUAAUUCGAUAACUAGAGCAGCAAACAGUAGCAGCAAAUCACCAGAAUUACUAGCAAAAUAUUGCGAUUUGUUGUUGAAAAAGAGUAGUAAAAAUCCUGAGGAAGCAGAACUUGAAGAUACACUUAAUCAAGUUAUGGUAGUUUUUAAAUACAUUGAAGACAAAGAUGUUUUUCAAAAGUUCUAUAGUAAAAUGCUGGCAAAACGAUUGGUGCAACAUAUGUCGGCCAGUGACGAUGCAGAGGCUUCUAUGAUCUCUAAAUUAAAACAAGCUUGUGGUUUUGAAUACACCUCCAAAUUACAACGAAUGUUCCAGGAUAUUGGUGUGUCCAAGGACCUAAAUGAGCAGUUUAAAAGACAAACCAACCGAGGUAAAUUUUAUCGCGAAACAUCUUACUUUAAAGUUCGAUAUAUUACGAGUACUUAAUACAACGUUUGUACAUUGCAGCUAGAACGAUCUGUACAUAGGUUUACCACUUUCUAUAGUUCACAGCAUAGCGGAAGGAAGUUGAAUUGGCUAUAUAAUAUGUCUAAAGGAGAGUUACAUACAAAUUGUUUUAAAAAUAGAUACACAUUGCAAGCAUCUACUUUUCAAAUGGCUAUUUUAUUACAAUUUAAUGGAUCCACAGUGUGGACAAUACAACAAUUGCAUGAUGCAACGCAAAUAAAAAUGGACUUUUUGUUCCAGGUCAUUCAAAUACUCUUGAAAGCUAAACUGUUAUCAGUGACGACAGACGAUGAAACUGAAUUGACUCCAUCGACAACAGUGGAACUUUUUACAGGAUAUAAAAACAAAAAACUGAGAGUAAAUAUUAAUAUACCAAUGAAAACGGAAUUGAAAAUUGAACAAGAAACAACGCAUAAACACAUAGAGGAAGAUAGAAAACUCUUGAUUCAGGCAGCAAUUGUUAGGAUUAUGAAAAUGAGGAAAGUAUCAAAGCAUCAGCAACUUGUGGCUGAAGUAUUGAAUCAGUUAAGCUCUAGGUUCAAACCAAGAGUACAUAUUAUUAAGAAAUGUAUAGAUAUUUUAAUUGAGAAAGAAUAUCUGGAGCGCACAGAGGGUCAAAAGGACACUUAUAGCUACCUGGCAUGAUCAAGUUGCUCUAGGACAACGAUACAUCAGCAACCGUUCGCGCGAAAGAAAGAUGACUCUGCACUCUCAUUGCUACAUACUGCCACAAUAUUUAUUUAAGUCUCAUAUUUUGAAACUCGUAUAUUUUCCUUGUACAUGGAUGUCCUUGUACCAUGUUGUCCCUCUGGUCGCAUUUAGAGUGGUUUUUAUAAUAUGUUAAUAAAAUCAUUUCAUAGUCAAGCUGCUAGGUGUGUUACUGUCUGUGCCGCCUUUGAUAUAAGUUAUUUUAGAGUGGACAGUUUUUUUUAGUUCAAAUCAUUAGAAACAAUAAUAAUAAUGAAAACAAUAUUCUUGACAUCGGAAGCGUUUAACAAAA
Messenger RNA from Dufourea novaeangliae, 2985 nucleotides. It is a transcript of the gene Cul1, whose product is annotated as cullin-1. Gene Ontology annotation, biological process: SCF-dependent proteasomal ubiquitin-dependent protein catabolic process; protein ubiquitination. Lineage: Eukaryota; Metazoa; Arthropoda; Insecta; Hymenoptera; Halictidae. The transcript has 13 exons. Gene Ontology annotation, cellular component: SCF ubiquitin ligase complex. Gene Ontology annotation, molecular function: ubiquitin protein ligase binding. The record is from RefSeq and is a predicted model, not a curated record.